AUUAUAUGAAAAAACAUAGGCAUGAUAUUUCAGUGAAGUGGGACCCACGAGGCGCCAAAUCUAUAAUCUCAAGAUGAACUCAUUGUGACUCCCAGCCACCCGCUUCUUCUUCUUCUUCUUCUCCUCCUUCUCCUUUCGUCCAUAAAAAUCACAGGAUGAAUUCUCUUCUGCAUGGAAAUCUAAAUUGCAAUAUUUUAUGCCAAAAUAGAGCUUUUUCCUAUGUGGGUAUUUCAAGUCCUACAGUGCUGCAUUUCAAGAGAGGAGGAUUAAUUUCACGAAGCUUGUAUAGAAAGAACAUUUUCUCUUUUCCAAGAAAAGCAUCAUCCAGCAGCGUAAUAUCAAAUAAAGUAAAAUUCAUUACACCUAGAUGUAGCAGUUCCUCAGACUCCAGUAGCAGUAAAGAUGGUUCCCCUGAUCAAGGCAAGACACCUUUUGGAUACACCAGGAAGGAUGUUUUAUUGAUUGGACUUGGAGUUACUGUUCUUGGCUAUGGCUUGAAAAGUGGACUGGAGUUUGUUGGAGUUGAUCCCUUACAAGCAGGAAAUGUUGUUCAAUUGGUGUUGGUUUUAGGCCUAACAGUUGGAUGGAUUUCUACAUACAUCUUUAGGGUCUCAAACAAGGAAAUGACAUAUGCUCAGCAACUGCGGGACUAUGAAUACAAAGUCAUGGAGAAGCGGUUGGAGGGUUUGACAGAAGCAGAAUUAGCAGUACUGCUUGAACAAGUUGAGGAAGAGAAGAGCCGCCAAGCAAGUGGUGAGCAGGUUAAUUGAAGUAUGCUUAAACAUUCUAAGCUUUAUGUCCAUCAGAAUUUCUGUACAAUGGUUAAAAAUGUGAUCAUUACAACUAUAGGAAAAUCAGCUUACAGAAUCUAUGUCUACCUUAUCUGUACCCACUGAAAUAUGGGACUGUAGAUAACUGUUAUUACCUUGUAACUUUCUAGUUGCAAAAUCCAACAGCUGCAGAUUUCAAGAGGUAACCAAAAUACAAUCUGGGGUCAAUACCCAACAGAUUCUGAUAUUUUGGUGGUCAUUUUAUCUGCAAUAUAAAAAUUAAAAUUUGAAAA
Molecule: messenger RNA, 1063 nt
Organism: Ricinus communis (castor bean)
Lineage: Eukaryota; Viridiplantae; Streptophyta; Magnoliopsida; Malpighiales; Euphorbiaceae
Exons: 6
Coding region: 156-770 (204 amino acids)
Source: RefSeq, a predicted model, not a curated record